GGAGACGAAGAGAGAGAGAGAGAGAGAGAGAGAGAGAGAAGUCUUCUUCCUUCGUCCAUCUCCGCUCUAUUUUGUCAUAAAUCCCACACGUUGGUCAUCAAUUAGGGCUUCUGAAUCAAUCCUUGUGGUUCGGUUGGCUUGAAAAUCCGUUUUUUUUCUUGGAAAGUGCCCCAAAUUUGCUUGCUUUUGUUCAUUUGGAUUUUGAUCUUGGGAUAUUGAGUUUUCUUUGGUGGAAAUGACCUUGCUUUCUUGCUAUUUUUUGUUUGGUUUCUGCUAAUUUGUAUGAUUUUUUUCUUGCUUUAUUUGCUUUUCGCUUCUAUUUUAAUGUGAUUUGAUGUGCUUGUAUUUGUUCCUGUGUAUUUGAGUUAUUAUUUUUUUUUUUUGGUGAUUUGAGGAUUUGAGGAUUAGAUAGUCAGCUAAGGAACAAAAAGAAACCUUUUUUGGGUAAAAACAAAUAUGAUUUAUAUGUCCUUUUUCAUCAUUUGUUGUAAAAUCCAUUGAAGUUUUUGUAAUCUUUCUUCAAGCAAACGAUUUUGUUGUGAAACAGUUGAAGUUUUUGUCUGUAAUAUUGUUUUGGUUUCUGAGGGUGUUGUGAUUCAUUGGGUUUGGCAAUGUUGCUCUUGGUGCGUGUGAUUGAGGCUCGUUGCCUUCCGGCCAUGGACCUCAAUGGUUUGAGUGAUCCAUAUGUGAGAUUGCAGCUUGGAAAGCAAAGAGGGAAGACAAAGGUGAUCAGGAAAAACCUGAACCCAGUGUGGGAUGAGAACUUCCGAUUCGUUGUAGGGGACCUUGGGGAUGAGCUAACUAUCUCUGUGUUGGAUGAAGAUAAGUACUUCAGUGAUGAUUUUGUUGGUCAGGUGAAGGUGCCAUUGUGGAAGGUUUUAGAUGCAGAAAACCUCACCCUUGGGACUGCAUGGUAUCAGUUGCAGCCCAAGAACAAGAAGUCAAAGAUCAAGGAAUGUGGUGAAAUUCGUCUCCAUAUAUCUUUAUCACAGAAAAACUCUUUUGAUGAAACAUCUACGAUUUCCAAAUCCUAUUUUGAUGAUGUUGCAUCAAAUUCAGAUAAAUCCAUGGAACUAGCAAGAGAAUCAUUCUCAUUACCUUCCAAUGGCCAUGAAGAACCAUCUGGUGACCUGAUAGCAGAAGAAAUGGAUCCUGCUGAUUCAGACAAAUUGAAUGCAACAUCAUUGGUUGACCGCUUGUUUGAGUUUAUUGGUUGGAGGAAUGUACCAAUUGAAUCAUCUGAUAGUGGAGACCAAGUUGGUGAAGAUCAGGCUGAUGAGAUCCAAGAGAUAACUUCAAAGCCUGAAACUUCUAAUAAACAAGAUGAGGAAAGCUCUGGUGUGACAUUUGAUGAACUAUUGAAAACCAUUGAGGCAAAAGGUGAGCUUGUUGAAAUGCCUGGAAAUUUGCCAGGAGGGUUGGUCAUUGACCAGUAUUAUGCUGCCUCUCCUAGUGAGCUGAACUCUCUGAUCUUUUCACCAAGUUCGAAUUUCUCCCGUACUCUGGCUGAAAUUCAAGGGAACACGGGGCUAGAGAUUGGAGCUUGGAAACUAGAAAAUAAUGGAGACAGCUUGAAAAGAGUGAUUACCUACACAAAAGCUGCAACUAAACUUGUGAAAGCUGUGAAAGCCACGGAAGAGCAGACUUACUUAAAGGCUGAUGGAAAGUCUUAUUCUGUUUUAGCUAGUGUUAGUACUCCGGAUGUUCCAUUUGGUAGCUAUUUUAAGACUGAAGUUCUUUAUUGCAUUACGCCAGGACCAGAAUCAACGACUGAAGAACAAUCUUGUCAUUUAGUAAUAUCCUGGCGAACAAAUUUUCUGCAGAGUACAAUUAUGAAAGGAAUGAUUGAAAAUGGUACAAGGCAAGGCCUGAAGGAGAGUUAUGUGCAUUUCACUGAAUUGUUAUCUCAAAGUUUUAAACCACUUGAUUUAAAAGACAUGGGUGGUUCAAACAAAGAGCAGAUCUUAUCUUCUCUACAGACACAGCAGGAGUCAGAUUGGAGACUGGCUUUCCGUUUCUUUGGGAAUUUCACAGUCAUAUCAACAUUUUUUGUUGGAUUAUAUGUUCUUGCACAUAUCCUUCUAUCCAACCCUAGUACCAUCCAAGGGCUCGAGUUUGUUGGUCUUGAUUUGCCUGAUUCCAUAGGAGAAGUUGUGGUUUGUGGAGUUUUGGUUCUUCAAGGAGAGCGUGUCCUAAAGAUGAUUGGGCGUUUCUUGCAGGCUAGGAAGCAGAGAGGUGGUGAUCAUGGAGUCAAAGCACGUGGAGAUGGAUGGAUAUUGACUGUUGCAUUGAUUGAGGGGACUAACUUAGCUGCUGUGGAUUCAACUGGUUAUUCUGAUCCCUAUGUAGUUUUCACUUGCAAUGGUAAAACAAAAACUAGCUCGAUCAAAUUCCAAACUCUCAGUCCGCAGUGGAAUGAAAUAUUUGAAUUUGAUGCUAUGGAUGAUCCUCCAUCUGUGAUGAAUAUUGAUGUUUAUGACUUUGAUGGGCCUUUUGACGAAGCUACAUCACUUGGGCAGGCGGAAAUCAACUUUGUUAAAUCUAAUUUAUCAGAGCUAGCUGAUGUUUGGAUUACACUUGAAGGAAAGCUAGCUUUGGCAUGCCAGUCUAAAUUGCACAUGAGGAUCUUUUUAAAUAAUACACGGGGAGCUGAAGUCGUGACACAAUAUAUAUCAAAGAUGGAGAAAGAAGUUGGAAAGAAGAUAAAUUUGAGGUCACCUCAAACAAAUUCGGCAUUCCAGAAGAUCUUUGGCUUGCCACCAGAAGAGUUCCUCAUUAAUGACUUCACUUGUCACUUGAAGCGAAAAAUGCCGAUGCAGGGACGACUCUUUCUAUCUCCACGAAUAAUUGGGUUUCACGCAAAUCUUUUUGGGCACAAAACGAAGUUUUUUGUUCUGUGGGAAGACAUUGAAGACAUUCAGGUGGUUCCUCCAACACUUGCAUCAAUGGGUAGCCCGUCUAUGAUUAUUAUACUUCGCAAGGGCAGAGGUAUGGAUGCAAAGCACGGAGCAAAGUCCCUAGACCCAGAUGGAAAGCUGAAGUUCCAUUUCCAAUCAUUUGUUUCAUUCAGUGUGGCCAAUAGAACAAUCGGGGCUCUAUGGAAAGCAAGAUCGUUGAGUAUUGAACAAAAGAUGCAAAUUGUCGAGGAAGAUUCCGAAGCAAAAACCCUUCAGAGCGAAGAAAGUGGAUCUUUCUUAGGCAUAGAGGAUGCUAAUAUGUCAGAGAUUUUUAACUCAACGAUUCCAGUUUCUAUCAACUCACUGAUGGAGAUAUUUGAAGGGGGUGAUUUGGAAAGAAGAGUAAUGGAGAAAGUCGGGUGUGUUGACUAUUCCAUCACGCCAUGGGAACCAGUUAGAUCUGAUGCAUUUCAGAGACAAAUUAAUUACAAAUUUGACAAGAACUUGUCCCGUUACGGAGGGGAAGCUACGAGCACUCAACAAAAAUCCAUGUUGGCUGACCGGAAAGGAUGGCUUAUCGAAGAGGUCAUGUCACUACAAGGAGUACUACUUGGUGACUUCUUCAAUCUUCACUUGAGGUACCAGAUAGAGGAUAACCCAAAAUCCAAUGCAUGCAAUGUCCUGGUAUCUAUCGGAAUUGCUUGGCUGAAGAGUACCAAGCAUCAAAAGAGAAUCUCAAAGAAUGUAAUUUCCAAUUCUUCCAUUCGACUUAAAGAGAUGUUUAAGCAAGUCGAAAAGGAGUUCACAACAGCAAAAUAGUGCUUGAACACAACAAUUAUUCAUCGUCACUAACAAUUGCACGGACGACACAUGAUUCUUCAAACUCAAGAGAUCAAUUUAUCAUUCAGAAAUCUUCAAUGUUGUAUUUAGCAUAGAGAAAACAAGCAAUCCCGACACUGAGGAUGAAGCCGGAGAUGCUGCUCAAUUAUACUGAUUUUUAACUUCACUAAUUUCUUCGAUGUGUCUGUUAAGUCUCCCGGAAAUUUGAUUUAGAAAUGUAUGCCAUGAUGCAUAUGCGUCCCUGCAGACAAGGAUUGAGAAAUUGCAAAGUGACACUGAGGAGUUCUUUGUUACUAACAAUGGUUUCAUUGAUGUUUGUAAUUAGCCAUCUGUUUGUACAAUAACUUAAUGUGUAUCUAAUUAUGUUGUUUGUAUGAGAGAUUUAUAACUUUUGAUUAUUAAUUCAAUACAUACUGCAGUCAUUACAAAUGGCUGAGAAUUUUUGAA
This is a messenger RNA of Dioscorea cayenensis subsp. rotundata (Guinea yam), 4184 nucleotides long. RefSeq names its product C2 and GRAM domain-containing protein At1g03370. Bases 612 to 3716 code for a protein of 1034 amino acids. The transcript is spliced from 9 exons. Lineage: Eukaryota; Viridiplantae; Streptophyta; Magnoliopsida; Dioscoreales; Dioscoreaceae. The record is from RefSeq and is a predicted model, not a curated record.